GUACAAGGGAAGACAGUGCGGGAGUGGGAAGCUGAACAGAAUGAGUUCAGCAACCAGCCCACGUUGCCUUCUGGCUGGCUGCGCAUCAAGUCGCGCACAACGGGAGAAGUGUACUAUUUCAACAAGAUCACACAGAAGUCGCAGUUUGAAAUGCCAAAGAAGGUGGAGGAGCCAACCCCAAAGAAGGUUGCGAAGCAGGCCGAGGGCGCCCCGGCCAAGGGCACCGCGCCGGCACAGGGCCGGAAGGCGGAGGAUCUCCCCAAUGGCUGGACGAAGCACAUCUCCAAGCGGAAUGGGAAAGUGUACUACUUUCACAAGGCCACGAACAUCUCGCAGUACUACCGUCCGAAGGCAUGA
This is a messenger RNA of Symbiodinium natans, 357 nucleotides long. NCBI's taxonomy places the organism in Eukaryota, Dinophyceae, Suessiales, Symbiodiniaceae. The record is from the annotation of a GenBank genome assembly.